Messenger RNA from Guillardia theta CCMP2712, 701 nucleotides. RefSeq lists its product as hypothetical. The record is from RefSeq and is a predicted model, not a curated record. Bases 48 to 527 code for a protein of 159 amino acids. The transcript has 10 exons. Lineage: Eukaryota; Cryptophyceae; Pyrenomonadales; Geminigeraceae.
GGGAAGGAGGGCUCUUUCAACAGGAGGGAGGACGCUGGCUCAAGAGAAUGUGGAAAGACAACGCAUGGGCUGAACCAGGCGGAAUCAGAGGAUCGAUGCGCAAUGGCCCCACGAACUGUUCGGAGAGACACCAUCCCGUCGCCGAUGGUUUUGCGCCCGCAAGAAUCGUGGGCGAUGGCUGGGGGGCCAAGAAGUGGCCCCAGAAGGGAAGCCACAUCGUGAACAGCAAGCCCAACCAAUCCUCAACCGUGACGACGUUUGGAAAGGACAAGAGGAAGGGAGCGCCGGUCAACCUCAGACCCGGCUGCUGGAGGGGGAACUGUCCUUUCCCGCACGGAGAGGAUGGAAGAGAAGAUCUCUUGCACGGACUUCCUUACGAUGGGGUCUCCAAGGGAUUGAGCAGAGGAAGAGUCCUUCGGCUACAUGGCCCUCAUGCCAAGAUGCCAUGGACUGUUGGAGGACGCUCAAGAACCCAUCGCAUAGAGACUCCAUGGGCUGGAUAUGCUGCUUUCAACCCUUACUUCUGAGACUGCAACAAGAGCACCAUGUGUAGGGAGCGAGGACUGAUGCCGUGAAGGAGAUGAGGUGGGAAACAUCAUGUUUUAUGUUGAUUAAUCGCCUCCGACCUGAGUAUACCUGGCUCGUUCUCGCUGCAAUUUCUUGUUGGAAACCUUGCGAAGGGAGAAGAUGAGCGUGCGCUG